Messenger RNA from Schistosoma haematobium, 9270 nucleotides. RefSeq lists its product as uncharacterized. The transcript has 34 exons. The record is from RefSeq and is a predicted model, not a curated record. Gene Ontology annotation, cellular component: membrane. NCBI's taxonomy places the organism in Eukaryota, Metazoa, Platyhelminthes, Trematoda, Strigeidida, Schistosomatidae. Bases 1 to 9270 code for a protein of 3089 amino acids.
AUGAAACUUCAUGGUAAAUGUAUUUACCAGUAUGCACUAUUACUCAUUCUAUCACAAACAACUGAAAUGAUAUUUGGUCUAACCUACAUCAACUCUAGCAUAACAGGAACACAACACUGGACUCUAAAUGAAUCACCAUUCAUCAUUGUACACAAUGAUUUAAUCAUAAAUCCCAAAUCUAAACUUAUCAUCGAUCCUGGUGUUCGUAUAUUGAUUGGUGCUGGGCUAUCAAUUAAGGUGAAAGGUGUUAUUUAUGCCAAAGGAACUUCAGAUCGUAGAAUUGUAUUCACGAAAUGGAGUGCUUCUGAUAAACAUAAUUCUCCGCUUGAAAACAAUGUGAAUGAAGCUAUGAUAUUACCACGCAUUAACACGUUUACUGAUCAACCUUAUCAUAAAAUUAGAUUAGUGAAUGGAAAAUGUAUCAAUCAAGGUGAACUGCAAAUAUGGUUAGCUAGUAAAUGGAGAUCUGUUUGUAGUCAAAAUAAUGAAUGGAGUAAAAUAGAUUCUCGGAUAGCUUGUCAACAACUCGGUUACUUCAAUGGGAAUUUCUCUCUUGGUGCACAGUCAUUUAAUCGAUAUCCAAGUGUACAAAUUAUAAAACCUAAUUGUUUUGGUAACGAGACAAAUAAACUCGGUUUAUUUUCUUGUCCCGGUUUAAUGGAAAAUAUCAGUUAUGGAAGAAAUAUAUGCCAUUUACAAGAUUUGGUUAAUUUAAAUUGUUGGGGUGUUAAUCGUAAGCAGUUUAUUGGUUAUUGGAAAGGAAUAGAAAUUAUCAAUGCAACUCAUAAAGAAGUGAAUAUUCCUGAAGAAUGGGGUGGAACUUAUGGAAAUACACGUUUAAAUAUUUCAGCAUCAAUUUUCGAAUAUGUAGACAUUCAGUUUGCAGGUGUAAAUCGAUCAAACUAUCAGUCGGCAGCAUUAAUCUCAACUCCUUAUCCACCAGUUCUAUAUAAUGUCCGUUUUGCUUCUAAUGCUCAUCAUGCUAUAAACUUUCAAAGAAUUCGUGGUCUAGCAAUACUUGAAAAUGUAACGACAGAAAAUAAUCAUGGACAUGGAAUCAAAAUCACAUCAAUUAUGGGUUAUAUUAGAUUAAAAGGUGUUACUUCACUAAGAAAUAAUGGUGAUGGAUUAAAUAUCAAAUUAUUUAGCGGUUCACAUUAUCAUUGGUCUGAAGAAACACUUGAAUUCAUACAUAAAGCUUAUUGGGUUUGUCGACCUGGUUCAAUACCGGCUAGUCCAGUUUUUCCAUUCUUAAUGAUAGCUGAACUACCUGGACCAACGUUUAGAACAAGUGGAAUGUGUGAAUUUCAUGUUGCUUCAGAUCAAACAGAUCAAAUUAUAACUAUCAAUCUACUUGAAACAAUUCAUGAUCCGAUAGCAUCUGGAAGGAUUGAAAUAUGGGAUAAAUUGACAAUGAAUCAAAUUGCUAAUUGGUCAUUAGUUAAUCAAACAAUUUUGAAUAAUCAUAAUAAUCAUAUAAAUUAUCCUUCUUUAUUAUUUCAUAGAAAUUCAGGUCCACUGAAAGGUUUAGUAUAUCAAGGUGUUUCUUCUAUCAGAAAUGCUAUUCUAAUAAAAUUUAUUUGGAAAAAACUAACAGAUCGUUUUGUUUGUUCAGAAUUUGCUAACUGUAUACGUGCAUUACUUCAUAUAUCCGUGGGUCAAACUAAAUUGGCUGAAGUAAUUUUGAAGAAUUCAAUAAUCAGUGAAAAUAAUCAACAUGGUCUAUUACUUUAUAAUCCAUGGACAUAUAUUCAUUUAGAAAAUAAUACAUUUGAACAAAAUCAAUAUGAAGCUGGUGUAAAAAUUCUCGGUGGAUCAGCUGAUAUUCUUAUAAAUAAUAAUCAGUUUGUUAGAAAUCAAAAUUCCGGUUUAAACAUAAGUGUAAAUGGUGGAUUUAAACAAAUCAAUAAUUCAUUAUUUCAUAGUAAUUAUGGACAUGGUUUGGUUAUUUGGAAUCUUAAUCAGUCGGAUUUGUCAUCAUUACGUCAACCAAAUCUUCCUCUAAAAACACAUGUUCACCUAUCUAAUUUCACAGGUAAAUUCAAUGUAUAUUUAUUACGUAAUUAUCUGUUUUAUGAUAAUAACUUGGCAAAAAAUAAAUUGAAUUUAGAACAAAUUAAAGCACAAUACAUUGGUGGACAGAAAAUGGAAAUUUUAGUAAAUUUUACAUAUUUUUUCAAAAAUCAUCGCAAUGCAAUCAGAGUUUACUCAUGCCUUUGUAAAGAUCUUAACGUAAUAACUAGUUUUACAUUAGGAUUUAGUUAUUUUAAUACAAAUCAAUUGAAUGCAAUUAUAAUAUCACCAAUGGUUAAUAUAAUUGGAAAAAUUAUUAAUUCAACAUUUGAACAACAUUUACAUGGUGUAAUAUAUAUGGAUAAUUCAGAUAAUCUAUUUAAAUCUGAACAAUUACGUGAAUUUCCUAUUGCCUAUAUAAUAAGUUAUAAUGAAUUUCAAUAUAAUCAUGGUUCUUAUGUUGUACAUUUAAGUUUAACUGAAACAUCAAAGUUACAACGUAUAGAAUUAAUAUAUAAUAAAUUUUUAAAUAAUCGUGUUCAAAUUAAAUCACCAUCAUUAUUGAAACCUCGUUCAACAUGUCCUGCUGUUAUUGUUAUUGGUUCGUCAAAUGUACAUAUAUUUCGUAAUCAUUUAUGGAAUCCUUACUCUGAUAUUGAACUUGCCAGUCAUUUAUCGUCACCAGAUAAACAAAUCAACGCUACUUUGAAUUAUUGGGGCAACCUGCAAGAUUGGUCUACGAAUGAUUGGAGUACUGUGCAUAAAAUUGUAUUUAAUAAGAUUUUCGACCAAAAUCAUCGUUAUACACUGGCCAAAAUCAACUAUCAUCCAUUACUCAAAGAUCUAAAUCUAAGAAGUAAUUUCAUCACUUCAAAUGAACCUCCAUAUAUAUCAAAUUUUAUACAGACUACAACCUCAGUCAAUGAACCAAUUUAUCUUGGCGGUCGAAUUCCAAUCGAACAAAGCAGACAAGUGAUUUUGAAACCUAUGCAAAAUCUGAAAAGUUUUUAUCGUGUAACUAAAGAUAUUUUUAUUCCACCUACUGGGCGCCUUAUCAUUGAACCUGGAGUAAAACUCUCCUUUGACUCUGGUGUUGGUUUAUUUUCUCAGGGCGAAUUAAAACUGGAAGGAACAUUAACGUCUCCAAUUAUCUUUGAUCAUUACUCUCAAUUAAGAUUAAACAAUGAUGAAAUACAAGAGCACUUCAUAAAUCAUGCAAAUUUAAAUAAAUCAAUUCCAAAUAAUACUGUACGUUUAUCUGGAGGUGAAUGGUCUAAAAAUAAUAAUAGUUACUAUGGACGUUUAGAAGUAUGGAUAUCGAGAAUUAAUCAAAUAUCCAGUUUAGAAUAUGGUCAUUGGGCUACUGUUUGCGAAGAUGGUUUUAAUGAGCAUGCAUUAAUGUUAGCAUGUCUUAACAUAGGAUUAGUUGCAAAUCCAAAAAGUUGGCUACCACCAGUCAGUAUACGAGAAGCUACUAUUGAAAAAGCAAAUAGAUUGAUGAAUAGAUCACGAUUUUCAUUAGGUCAUAUAACUUAUAUUGAUUGUCAAGGUUAUGAAACAGAUCUAUCUGAAUGUGAAUACAACUAUGAACCGAUUGUAUAUCCAUUACAAACAUGUAUGAAUUCCAUGGAUCUAGUUAUUCAAUGUCAUCGUCCAGGUUGGAGUGGAAUACGUAUUACUGCUUCAGAUUCUGGAUCACGUACAAUUAUUUCACAUGUUCAAAUACAUCAUGCUGGUCUAUUAGAUUAUACACGUUUAGAAUACAUGCCAAGUUUACAGUUGGAUUAUUUCAGUGGAACUAUAAACAAAUUAAAAAUUACUGAUAGUUUAUCCAAUGGUCUUGUAAUAUUAUAUAGUAAUCCAUUAUUGGGUACAAAAAUUAUCAAUAGUCAAUUUAUAGAUAAUUUCGAAUCAGGAUUAUUAACUUAUACACCAUGGUUUAGUUUAAUUGAUUGUCAAAUAACAAAAAGUCAGAUAAAUUCUGGAUUACAAUAUAAUAGAAUAAUGACAGUUGAACAAAGAUUUGCAUUUCAUGCAGGCAUAGUACCUACUCUAACUUUAUUUCAUAAUAUUGAAGAGAAUUCAAAUACAAUUACUACAACACGUGUUUCAUUACCUGAAGGAUGGAGUUUAGUGGAAACUUAUGAAAAAUUAUCACCGAAUGGUAUUAUAUUUGUUAAUGUACCUGUGGGCAAAAGUAUGGAAAAAACUAUUUAUAGGACUGAAUUAUCAAUUAAUGAUGCAUAUCAUUUCCAUCAAAUUAUUAUUGAUCUUUUGGAAUUCCCUGGCAGUGUCAAAUUACCAACAAGUCAACAACAAGCAGUAAAUUAUCCUAAAGCAUGUAUAGGUCCUUCUAUAACAUUAAACAAUUCAAUUCUACCAGCUAUUCAUUAUAACAAUAACAAUUGUAAUAGAUUAAACAAAUUACAUUGUAUUAAUACAACAAUCAUAACAAAAGAAGAGUUAAUUAUCUAUGAUUCUGGAUUUGUUAAUUUCAAUCCAAUUCAAGUGUAUAAUUGGCGUAUACCAAAAGAUUUAAUUCGUUUACCAUUGAUUUCGUCAACAAAUAAAUUAAUUAUGGAACUUCGUGUAGAUGGUCUAAAAUCUGGUCAAUUUUUAUUUAGUAUUCAAGUGAGAAAUUUAUUUAAUCAACAUAAAAAUUACCAAAUGAAUGAUUAUUUAACUACGACUACUACCUUUGGGAGAAUGUCUAAUUAUGAUCAUUUAAAUGUUCAUUAUUCAUUAAAACCAAAAUUUCAUGUAGAAAAUACUACAUUAGAAGAUAAUCUGAUCGGUGUUAAGUUAUUUCAUCAUAAUGAUCCAAUGGAUAAACAAAAUAAUCAUUUUUGGCGAAAUGAACGUGAAACGUUUAUUUUUGAUAAUGUUAAAAUAAGGAACAAUCUGUAUACAGGAAUGAAUAUACUAUCAGUAACACAAUUCACUGACAGUUGGUUUCAUCCAAAUUACAAAGAAUUUAAACAAUCCGUUGAACAUCUUUCAUUUAUCAACUAUAAUAUUACAAAUUGUGAAUUCGCUUAUAAUAAUUAUGGAAGUUUACUAGUUGAACAUAAUCCUAUUGAAUAUUCAAAUAACAUUUGGUCUUAUCACAUAAUUAAUAAUAAAUUCAUUGAAAAUGGAUUAGUCAACAAUGAAAUAAACACGGUUCAUCUAUUCCCCUUCUCAUUAUCAUCAUCGUCAGCAUUCCGAAUGUUCAAAACUUUUCGACAUGGUUUACAAUUUUAUCUACCAUUUAUCUCAAAUGAAUUGAAUUGGCGUUAUGAAUCUGGUAUUAUCAACCAUCAAAUUUCUUUAUUACAUAAUCAAUUCAGUUUUAAUAAGAAUUUCCAUGUACAAAUUUCUGGUUAUACAGCAAAAUUAAACAUUGAAAAUAAUCAAUUUUUAGAGAAUUAUUGUCAAAAUGUUUUACCCGGUGAAAAACAAAUAUCAGAAAAUGGAUUAGUACAAUCUUGUGGUAUGGAACGUGAAAUUAUCUUGUCAGAGAAUUAUUUCUUACGUAAUAAAAAUUGUUCAUAUAUUAUUCAAUUGAAAGGUGAAAGCCAAUCACGUGAUUUGGUCAUGCUUCAAUCUUUUAUGAAGAAAAAUAUCCUUCAAGAUAAUGAGAUAUGUAUGAAUAGUGAGAAAAGAUUUCAAUUUGUUAACCCAUGGGAAUGUUAUACAAUGGGAGUUUUCGGUACACAAAAUAUUACUAUCAGGCAUAAUAGCUUUGAUAAUUGUAAGUCUAUUUCAGUCAGCAGUAAUCCAUGUUAUGAAUUAAUUGCCGGCAUACAAUCUAUACAGAUCCCAAAUUUCUUAGAUGCUCAACAAAACUAUUGGGCUAGUUCAAAUAUAACAGAAAUACGCCAACAUAUAUUUGAUUUUAAUCAAUGGAAUAGUUUCUCUUUAAUAAAUUUCAAUAAUUAUUUAACUUCAUUUCAUCCUAUCACUAAUCAUUUAUCACUGAAACUUUCAACACCUACUAGAAUGAAUCCACUAAAUGUGGAAGAAAUCUUGAAUGGUCGAAUAGAAAGCGAUCUAUUUGUUCCAAGCCGUUUAAAACCUUAUAGAAUCAUGUCAGAUAUUACUGUAAUGCCUGGAGUAGAACUUAAAAUUGAAGCUGGUGUAAAAUUUGAAUUUGCUCCACAUAUUGGUUUACUAGUUCUUGGUCGAAUAGAAGCACUUGGAACACAUGAUAGUCCUAUAAUUUUUACAUCUAUAAAUAAUUCUCAAUUGGAGAAUAAUCAAUUUAAUUCAAUGAAAAAAUCGAAUUUAAUGAUCACAAAAUUAAGAAAACCUAAAAUCGUAAACACUAAUAAUAAUCAUAAGUCAACAACGGAGACUUAUUUAUCAGUUGGUAGGAUAACUUUAUCUACAGAAACUGUUAGAUUAAUAGGUGGUGAACAGUCUAAUGAAGGGUUUGUUCAAUUUUUUAAUUACUCAACCAAAAAUUGGUAUAUUGCUUGUGAUAAACAAUUCUCUACACGUGUAGCUCAAUUAGUUGGUGAUGUAAAUUGCAGAAAGAAACUUAACACUAUUAAAUGCCAAAGUGUAAAUGUAGUUUGUUCAGAGUUCAAUGUAUCUACAUUGGCUGCAAUUGUACGCUUCUCGAAUCUCUAUGAUCAUUAUGUCUACGGAUUCCAAAAUUUAUUGAAUAUCAAGCAUAUUUGGAUGGAAAGUUACACAUGUAAUGGAUUCGAAAGUAAAUUAGCUUAUUGUCGUAGAAGACUAAAUUACGAUGCUGUUCAAUGUUUGAAGCGCAAAGACUUUGCCUUUUUACGUUGUAUACCUCAAAUCAAUAAAACCUUAUCAAUAGACAAAACGAUCGUAGAUUUAUCUACUUCGACUUGGGGCAAUAUUCGCAUUGUACAACCUAAUUCUGAGCACUAUCCAGCUAUGUUGCCCAAUAAUCCCAUGACUUAUACCAAAAAACAAUCUGUACUUGAAUAUGUUAAUAUAGAAAAUGCUGGUUUACUGCAUGGUAAACGUGUUCCAGCGCUGACUAUAGUGUAUGCUUACCCAAAACUCUCAUUCAUUAAGAUUAAUAAUUGUUUUGAUUCUGGACUUGAAAUUAUUACGCCAAAUGGUCCAAUCAAAGUUACUAACUGUACUAUAUCAAAAUGCCUUGGACGCGGAUUAGGUUUGACAAUAUUUAACAGUGAUUCUACUGAUCCAGUUACGAUUGGGACAGAAAAUUCUAAAUCCUUCUAUAAUAAUCCGUCAACAUUUCCACCUGAACAACAUUCAUUAUUCCCUUUACCACAACCAUCAUCUGGACAUAUAUUAUUUAACAGUAAAUUAUCAAAUGAAUUCGCUCGUUCACCUUUAAGUGAAUAUCCAUUUAAAAAUGAAGAGAUUUUAUUUGGUUUUAUUGCAAUGUGUUCAAGUGAAAAAGUGAUCAAUGUGCUAGAUCGUGUUCUCGUUCAAUUUAAAUAUUCUUCAUGGUUAAAUGGUAUACAUUCAUGUACCAAGGUAUUUCGUUCAAUAAUACCAGGACGUCGUUUAGCAUGGAGAUUUUUAGCAGUUAAUUUAUAUUACGAUCCAUUGGUUGAAAAUUUCAUUCAAUUGUAUAAUGGUGUAAAUCAAACUGCAAAUCAAAUGAUUACAGUUAUAACACAAGAUACUCUAUCAAUGAAUGAAAAUUAUCUAGCCAAUAAACACUACACAUUUGUCACUUCACCAAUCCAUGAUGAAUUUAGUGUUUAUGUACAUACUAGUUCAGUUAGUGAUGAUAAGUAUGGAUUUAUCGCGGAAAUUAUUAGUUUACCAUUAUCUGUUGGACGUAAACAGCAAGAAAUGAACAGAUUUAUAAAACAUGAGAUUGAUACCUGUGAGUUUCAUCAUAAUCAAGAAGGUGGAUUACGGAUAACUAGUAUUGGUGAAUUUGGACCUGAUAUACAUUUAUCAAAUCUUCGUUUGGAAGAAAAUGGUCUAGUUAUGUUAAAUUUAACUGGUCCAUCAGCUAUAGAGUUGUAUUUGACGAAUUCCCGUAAUUUAGUGAUACAAAACUCUUACAUUGCUAAACAUUCUGGUGACAUAAUUAAUAUGGUUUUAUUAGCUAAUCAACUUACCAAUGGAAUUCAAGCAAAUUUGACAAAUAAUGUUAUUGUUCGUAACAAGUUGGGCAGUGUUCUUCAAGCUCACGGGAAUCAUUUCAACGCCAUACAAGUAUUACGUAAUUAUAUAGCACAUAAUGAUUGUGGUUAUAGAACAAUGAUUCAUAUAAAUGGUGUAUUAAGUCAACCAUUUGCAAAUAAUUUCAUUUAUGAUAAUCGUGCUGAUAUACUACUUAAAUGUGAAGGAAAUGAAAAUUUAAAUCAAUAUUCUAUUUAUCAAAAAAAUGGUUUUUAUAAUAAUCAAGCCUUAAAUAUAACAAAACGUACAACUAUAUUUUGUAAAAAUUCUAAAAAUAUAUUUCGAUAUAAUUAUUUUCGUAAUAUAUUAAAUGAUUAUGAGCUUGUUACUGGGAAUCAAAGUAUAAUUAGUGUUUUACCAAUACAAUCAGGAUUUCAAUGUCCAACUUCCCCUUAUACAUCGUGCCCCCAAGGAUGGAAAUUACGCUUGGAAUACGACGCUUGUAUAUGUUAUAGACCGGAUCAAAUCGAUGCACAAUAUAACUGGUGGGGAGAUACGUCAUCAUCAUCAUCAUCAUCAUCAUCAUCAUCAUCAUCAUUGCCAACAGUAUCAUCAUUAUCAAACAAUCAACUAUUGUUAAUGAAUUCUGUGAAAUCGACAAACAUAACAAUUCACAAUGAAAAUCACAAUCAAAUAACUUCACAAAAUUUUGCACAAAAUCGAAUUUAUGAUCAUCAAGAUGAUUUAUAUUUGAUUAAAGUGAAUUAUGCUAAUUCUUAUCUAAGUAAUAGUUCAACAUUAGGACAAGGAAUUUAUUGUCCACCCAAUUGGGAUUUUUAUGAAUUUAAUUGUUUUUAUUAUUUUGGUGCACCAAUGACACAUCAAGAAGCAAAUGAUUUUUGUCUUUCUGAAGUUGAUGGAAUUUUAGCAACUUCACAAGAUCGCACUGACUGGUUAGGUAAAAUGCUUGGAGAAUGGCAACAUAACUAUGAUUGGAUAAACAGGUAUACUUGGGUUACUAGGGCAUGGGUAGAUAGUGACGCUCAAUUUCCGACACAUUGUACCGUCAUUCGAAAUGGAUGGCUUGAACCAUAUCCAUGUAACAAGAAAAUCGGAUUUUUCUGCCAGAAAAAAGUUAUAAGCUUUUUUAUUCACCCUACCGAGGUAUUAAUCGCUUAUGCUGUGUAA